Mangifera indica (mango) is the source of this 638-nucleotide messenger RNA. Its product is annotated as agamous-like MADS-box protein AGL29. Lineage: Eukaryota; Viridiplantae; Streptophyta; Magnoliopsida; Sapindales; Anacardiaceae. Gene Ontology annotation, biological process: positive regulation of transcription by RNA polymerase II. Gene Ontology annotation, molecular function: RNA polymerase II cis-regulatory region sequence-specific DNA binding; DNA-binding transcription factor activity, RNA polymerase II-specific; protein dimerization activity. The coding region runs from base 20 to 541 and encodes 173 amino acids. The transcript has a single exon. The record is from RefSeq and is a predicted model, not a curated record.
CUCGAAGGCUUAUAACAUCAUGGGUCGGAGAAAGAUUGAGAUGGAGAUGGUGAAAGAUAGCAACGCAAGGCAAGUCACCUUCUCAAAGCGUCGAAACGGGCUCUUUAAGAAGGCCAAUGAACUUGCAACUUUAUGCGCUGCUCAAGUCGCCAUCGUUGUUUUCUCUCCCGGUGGAAAAUCUUUCUCAUUUGGAAACCCUAGUGUCGAUGAAGUUACUCAUCGCUAUCUACAUGAGGAUUACACCAUUCAGGUUGAUCCUAAGCAACAGGCAAAAGUUGAUAAACUUAACCAAGAACUCAAUGAGGUGCAUAGGGAACUUAACCUAGAGAAGAAACGAGGGAAGAUGCUCGACAAGACUCUCAAAGAAAGUGGAGCAGCAAGAGCAUUGGACAUCAAUAAUCUUAACUAUGAUGAGCUCAUGCAACUGAGGGCAAAGUUGGAGGAGCUUAAGAGGAAUGUAAAAGGACAUGUUAACGAAAUUGAGGCGUCUUCUUCAUUGCUAAUGCUGAAAAAGUCUGGUGGUAGAGAAGAUCAUGAUUAAGUUAUGGUUUAAGCCGAUAAAAUAAAUUGUGGAAAUUAUCAUCUUCCUUUUAUAUGGCCUUCCAUUAUAUGAAUUAAAGCUAAUUUAUAUUAAGAAC